Spirodela intermedia is the source of this 1284-nucleotide messenger RNA. NCBI's taxonomy places the organism in Eukaryota, Viridiplantae, Streptophyta, Magnoliopsida, Alismatales, Araceae. The record is from the annotation of a GenBank genome assembly.
AUGUUGCCAUGCACAGGUGCCACUGUGAAGGUGACUUGCAAGGCUGGCGAUAAGCAUAUCCUCGCAUUCGGAAAGACUAGGAGCACUGGUGUAUAUUCCAUCAUUGUCAAGGGUUAUGACUACGUGAAGUAUGGAGCUGCCAACUGCAAGGCGCAGCUCCAUGCUGGCCCCAAUGGCUCCCUUUGCAACGUCGCCACCGACAUCAACAGGGGGAACAAGGGAGCCAAGCUGCACGUCAAGUCUACGUCCAACAGGCUGAUUGUCCUAAAGACUAAGUCUUUCGCCUACGCCCCCAAGAAGCAAUACAAGGAAUGCCACAAGCACCAUGUGCCUCCAACCCCUACUUACAUCUAUAAGUCUCCGCCGCCACCUGUGAAGACCCCGCCGCCCACAUCCCACUACAAGUCCCCACCCCCACCUUCACCGUCGCCUCCUCCUCCUUACAUCUACAAAUCCCCACCUCCACCCUCACCCUCGCCUCCUCCUCCUUAUAUCUACAAGUCCCCACCCCCACCCUCACCCUCGCCGCCUCCUCCUUACAUCUACAAGUCCCCACCCCCACCCUCAGCCUCACCUCCUCCUCCUUACAUCUACAAGUCCCCACCCCCACCCCCACCCUCACCCUCGCCGCCUCCUCCUUACAUCUACAAGUCCCCACCCCCACCCUCACCCUCGCCGCCUCCUCCCCAUCUACAAGUCCCCCCACCCCCACCCUCACCCUCGCCUCCUCCUCCCGCCCACAUCUACAAGUCCCCCGCUACCCCACCCUCACCCUCUCGCCUCCUCCUCCUUGCAUCUACAAGUCCCCACCCCACCCUCACCCUCGCCUCGCCUCCUCCUCCUUACAUCUACACGUCCCCACCACCACCCUCACCCUCGCCUCCUCCUCCUUACAUCUACAAAUCCCCACCGCCACCCUCACCCUCGCCUCCUCCUCCUUACCUCUACAAGUCCCCACCCCCACCCUCACCCUCGCCUCCUCCUCCUUACAUCUACAAGUCCCCACCCCCACCCUCACCCUCGCCUCCUCCUCCUUACAUCUACAAGUCCCCGCCCCCACCCUCACCCUCGCCUCCUCCUCCUUACAUCUACAAGUCCCCACCCCCACCCUCACCCUCGCCUCCUCCUCCUUACAUCUACAAGUCCCCACCGCCACCCUCACCCUCGCCUCCUCCUCCUUACGUCUACAAGUCCCCACCCCCACCCUCACCCUCGCCACCUCCUCCGUACAUCUACAAGUCCCCACCUCCACCCUCACCCUCUCCUCCUCCUCCCUACUACUGA